This is a messenger RNA of Cucumis melo (muskmelon), 2316 nucleotides long. Its product is annotated as receptor protein kinase-like protein ZAR1. Lineage: Eukaryota; Viridiplantae; Streptophyta; Magnoliopsida; Cucurbitales; Cucurbitaceae. The record is from RefSeq and is a predicted model, not a curated record. Gene Ontology annotation, biological process: protein phosphorylation. Bases 220 to 2169 code for a protein of 649 amino acids. The transcript is spliced from 2 exons. Gene Ontology annotation, molecular function: ATP binding; protein kinase activity; receptor serine/threonine kinase binding.
AAUGGCAAUAAACAACCCUUUUCAUUUUCACUUUAUUGGGAUUAGUGGGCUCUACACUUCUACUCUUCGUCUAAAGCAUUCACAAUUGAAAAUCCCAUUCAUUCAUCCACGUUCCUCGAGAACAUCUCCCCCUUCCAAAUUCAAAUUCCCUCUUCUGCAACUCCUCAACAAUGGUGGAAUUCAAACCCCUCAUCUAAUCCCUAAUCUCCAACUCCCAAAAUGGCCCCAUUUUUCUCCUUCUUCUUUCUCACUACCUUCUCCUUCUUCCUUUCUUUCACUUCCUCUCUCAACUCCGAUGGCCUCUCCCUCCUCGCCCUUAAAGCCGCCAUUGAAUCCGACCCAUCUCACGUUCUCGAGUCCUGGUCCGAGUUUGAUGCCACCCCAUGUCACUGGCCCGGAAUCGUCUGCACUCGCGACCGAGUCACUCAGCUCUCUCUCCCCAACAAAGGUCUCACCGGCUACAUUCCUUCUGAACUUGGCCUCCUCGAUUCCCUCCGUCGUCUCUCCCUCGCCUUCAACAAUUUCUCUAAACCCAUUCCUUCUCAUCUCUACAACGCUACAAAUCUCGUCGUUCUAGACCUUUCCCACAAUGCUCUCUCAGGCUCGCUCUCCGAUCAAAUCGGCGAUCUGAGGAAGCUUCGCCAUCUAGAUUUAUCCUCGAAUGCUCUCAAUGGUUCUCUUCCUAAUCGACUUACUGACCUAACUGAACUCGUCGGAACUCUCAAUUUGUCGUACAAUCGAUUCUCCGGCGAGGUUCCUCCUUCGUUCGGAAAUCUCCCGCUGAUCGUGAAUCUCGACGUCCGUCACAACAAUCUCACCGGAAAAAUCCCUCAGGUGGGUUCGCUGUUGAAUCAAGGUCCGACGGCAUUCUCCGGCAACCCGAGUCUAUGUGGGUUUCCGUUACAAACGCCAUGUCCAGAAGCUCAGAACCCGAACAUCUUUCCAGAAAAUCCGCAGAAUCCCAAGUCGCUGAACGGCAACUUCCCGGGUUAUGGCAGAGGGAGAGAGAGUGGGGGAGGUGGCGUGGCGGGGUCAGCGACUGUGGCAGUGGUAUCUUCAAUAAUUGCAUUGGUGGGGGCGGUAUCGGUGACGGUGUGGUGGUUCCGGAGGAAGGCGGCAGUGGAGAGGCCAGAGGAGGGCAAAACGGGAAAAGGGAGUCCGGAAGGGGAAAGUUGCGGGGAUUUGGAAGGGCAAGAUGGUAAAUUCGUGGUGAUGGAUGCAGGGAUGAAUUUGGAAUUAGAGGAUUUGUUGAGGGCAUCGGCAUACGUGGUGGGGAAGAGUAGGAGUGGGAUUGUGUAUAAGGUUGUGGCGGGGAGGGGAUCCAGUGCGGGCGCGAGUAUUGUAGCUGUAAGGAGACUUAAUGAUAGCGAUGCCACGUUGACGUUUAAGGAUUUUGAGAAUGAGAUCGAGUCCAUUGGUAGGAUCAACCAUCCCAACAUCGUACGGUUGAGAGCUUAUUACUAUGCAAGUGAUGAGAAAUUGCUUGUCACUGAUUUUAUCAAAAAUGGAAGCUUGCACACUGUCCUACACGGAAGUCCUAGUUCUUUGUUACCUCUGCCAUGGGCUGCAAGGUUAAAAAUUGCUCAAGGAGCUGCACGGGGUUUGGCAUACAUUCAUGAAUUUGGUGCUCGAAAAUACGUACAUGGAAACAUUAAAUCAACAAAAAUCCUUCUUGACGACGAUUUUGAGCCUUACAUUUCAGGGUUUGGACUGGGUCGUCUUGGCCAAGGAGUACCUAAGUUCCCUGCAACUUCGUCCAAGAAGUUAAGCUCAAACCAAAAUAUGAUUAGCUCAAUCAUGGGGCCAAGCAUUUCAAUUCCCUCUGCAAUGUAUUUGGCACCCGAGAUUCGGGUGUUUGGAGGGAAGUACACACAGAAAUGUGACGUGUACUCGUUCGGCAUUGUGCUUUUAGAACUUUUGAGUGGUAAAUUGCCGGAUGCAGGAUCGGAAAAUGAUGGGAAGGGGUUGGAAUAUUUCGUGAGAAAGGCGUUUCAAGAAGAGCGUCCCUUGACUGAGGUUAUAGACCAGGCGCUUGUGCCUGAGAUUUAUGCAAAGAAACAAGUGGUUUCGAUGUUCCACAUUGCACUGAAUUGCACAGAGCUUGAUCCCGAGCUGCGUCCGAGAAUGAGAACGAUAUCAGAGAGUCUCGAUCGAGUAAAAUCUCAGUGAAGGUAAAUGUAGAGAGGAGGCUUGUGUGUUGUUUCGUAAUAUUGUUUUGAGAUAGUGUAGGUAGGUGUGAGAUGUGCUGAAUAUUUUGUAUGUAGAGGUGUAGGGUAAUUGAAUGUCAAUUAUUUCAAUUGGCUCUUUCUUCUUUCA